AUGAGGUCUCAGCUGCUGGCAGAGGAAGAGGAAUGCGUCCCUCCCCACUCUGAAAUUCCGACGCCAGUGACAACGUGUUCUCGAGAUAAAGUUGGAUAUACCUCCAAACUGUUAAGGAAAGACAGCAAAUGGGAAUGGACAGAGGAGCAAGAGAGAGCUUUUGAAGAGUCUAAAAGACUCAUGCAGUCGUCGGAUGUGUUAGUGCAUUACGACAGCCAGAAACCACUAAUUCUGUCGUGUGAUGCAUCACCUUAUGGAGUGGGGGCUGUGCUAUCACAUCGCAUGUCAGAUGGGCAGGAGAGACCCAUCGGUUUCAUGUCGCGGACGCUUACAUCAGCGGAAGCCAAUUACUCACAACUAGACAAGGAAGGUCUGGCAGUAAUGUUCGGCAUUCAGCGCUUCCAUAAAUAUUUAUAUGGAAGGAAGUUUGUAAUUUGCACAGACCAUAAACCUCUACUGUCUCUCUUCAAUGAGAUGAAGGCAGUGCCUCAAAUGGCAUCUCCUCGUAUUCAACGAUGGGCGGUGACCUUGAGAGCAUAUGAGUACGAGAUAGUGUAUAAACCUGGGAAAGACCACGGCAACGCUGACACUCUGAGCCGACUUCCUCUGCCUCAGCUAUCAGAAAAGGGAGAGCAAGAGGAUCGAGUGUUGUUGAUGGAGGAGGUAGCACUGGUGGUAGCAGAGGAAGUGUGUCAGUGGACACGCAAAGACCCAGUGCUGUCCAGAGUGGUUCAGUUCGUCCUGCAGGGGUGGCCACCUAGUAACUCAGACCCUGUUCUCCAGCCCUAUGUUGUGAGGAAAUCGGAGUUAAGUGUGCAAGAUGGUUGUGUAUUGUGGGGAUCACGGGUGGUAGUACCAUUGCUACGUCAACUGCAUUAUGGACAUCCAGGUAUCACCAGAAUGAAAGCAUUAGCAAGAAGCUACUUCUGGUGGCCAAAGUUAGAUGUUGAUAUUGAAGCAGUAGUGAAAGGUUGUAGCACUUGCCAAGAACAUAGCAACUUGCCAGCCCCCGCACCUCUCCAUCCUUGGGAGUGGCCAAGUAAACCAUGGCAGAGGUUACACAUAGAUUAUGCUGGACCUUUUAUGGGUCAUAUGUUUUUGAUUGUGGUGGAUGCCCAUUCCAAAUGGAUGGAUGCAUACGUGGUUACCUCAGCAACAGCAGUCAAUACGAUUGAAUGUCUACGGAAGAGUUUCAGCGCUCAGGGAUUACCCGAGAUGAUUGUGUCAGAUAAUGGCUCAUGUUUUCUGAGUGCAGAAUUCAAGGAAUUCACGAAGAAGAACGGUAUUGAUCACAUCACCUCGGCACCUUACCAUGCUUCUUCGAACGGCUGUGCGGAGAGGGCUGUCCAAACAUUUAAGUCAUUGAUGAGGAAGGCAGGUGAAGGGAACAUCACUACCAAAAUAUCUAGAGUGUUGUUUAAUUACCGCAUUACCCCUCACUCCACCACGGGGUUAUCACCUGCUGAACUGUUACAAGGCAGGAGAUUACGAUCCACACUAGACUUAGUGCAUCCUGACCUUAGAACUAAGAUACAUCGGAAGCAGGGUGUACAAAAGAGACAUCAUGACAAGCAAAGAUCAGAGAGAAGUUUUGAAGGGGGGGAUGCAGUACUUAUAAGGAAUUUCAGUCAUGGACCAAAGUGGAUACCAGGUUUUAUUGUGAAAGUCACUGGUCCAGUGUCUUACAGAGUCAUGUUGGGCGAUGGCAGCAUUGUGCGUAGACAUGUAGACCAGGUACUGGCUAGACCGGAAGUCAGAGACGUCAUAGCUCCUAGAGUUACAGAACCACCGGUCGGGCCUACGCCACCAGCUGAAACAGUGACAUGCUCUGGGAAUCCGGCUACAUUUCCUGACCGGAACCCCAUUGAAGCUGAAGAGAAGAGUGCACAAGAGAUGGGUUAG
Brienomyrus brachyistius is the source of this 1902-nucleotide messenger RNA. RefSeq lists its product as uncharacterized. NCBI's taxonomy places the organism in Eukaryota, Metazoa, Chordata, Actinopteri, Osteoglossiformes, Mormyridae. Bases 1 to 1902 code for a protein of 633 amino acids. Gene Ontology annotation, biological process: DNA integration. The record is from RefSeq and is a predicted model, not a curated record. The transcript has 3 exons. Gene Ontology annotation, molecular function: nucleic acid binding.